Messenger RNA from Fraxinus pennsylvanica, 1311 nucleotides. The record is from the annotation of a GenBank genome assembly. NCBI's taxonomy places the organism in Eukaryota, Viridiplantae, Streptophyta, Magnoliopsida, Lamiales, Oleaceae.
AUGCAAAUUCUAAUCUCCAUAUCCUCAAAACGUUCGAAAAUUGGGCGUAAACCAGCAGCAGCCAUGGAACGCUCUCUUCUCUCUCGCUUCUUUGUCCUCUCCAACACUUCUCCACUCUUCACUUCCUCAAUGACAAGUGGCGUUAAUUUGAGCAAGUACUUGAAAAGUACUGGUCAAUUUCGGCAGCGGAAUCUACAAAUCGGCAGGAAUUUUCGAUGCCUUUGCACUGUCUCAGUCUCGGAACCUGCCUCGCCCGACAUUUCCUCAAGCUCUGUAAAGAAAAGGAUAGUUUCUGGUGUACAACCCACGGGAUCAAUUCAUCUUGGAAAUUAUCUAGGGGCCAUAAAGAAUUGGAUUGCAUUACAGAACAUAUACGAGACACUCUUUUUCAUUGUGGAUCUCCAUGCGAUAACUUUGCCGUAUGAUACACAGCAAUUAUCAAAAGCCACAAGAGAUACAGCAGCUCUUUAUUUGGCAUGUGGUGUGGACACUUCUAAGGCUUCAGUCUUUGUGCAGUCUCACGUCCGUGCUCAUGUAGAAUUGAUGUGGCUGCUGAGUUCUGCAACCCCAAUUGGUUGGCUCAAUAGGAUGAUUCAGUUUAAAGAAAAAUCGCGGAAGGCGGGGGAUGAAAAUGUCGGGGUUGCACUUCUAACCUAUCCUGUGUUGAUGGCUUCUGAUAUUCUCUUGUAUCAGUCAGAUUUUGUACCAGUUGGUGAGGAUCAGAAGCAACAUUUAGAGUUAACUCGAGAAUUAGCUGAGCGCGUUAACUAUCUGUUUGGUGGACGAAAGUGGAAAAAAUUAGGAGGACGAGGUGGUGCAAUUUUUAAGGUUCCUGAACCUCUUAUCCCACCUGCUGGAGCUCGUGUGAUGUCCCUCACUGAUGGUCUUUCCAAGAUGUCGAAAUCAGCACCUUCUGACCAAUCACGAAUCAACUUGCUUGAUCCCAAAGACGUUAUUGCCAACAAAAUAAAACGUUGCAAGACUGACUCAUUUCCUGGCUUGGAAUUUGAUAAUCCUGAAAGGCCUGAAUGUAACAAUCUUCUUUCAGUUUAUCAGGUCAUUACAGGCAAGACAAAGCAGGAAAUUGCAGAAGAAUGCCAAGAUAUGAACUGGGGAACAUUCAAAAUCGUUCUUACGGAUGCUUUAAUUGAUCAUCUACACCCGAUCCAGGUCCGAUACGGAGAAAUUAUGUCUGACCCUGCUUACUUGGAUGACAUUUUGGCAGAAGGUGCUAGUAAAGCAUCAGCCGUAGCAGAUGUUACUCUAAAUAAUGUCUACCAGGCAAUGGGAUUUUUGCGCAGACGAGUAUAA